Messenger RNA from Arachis duranensis, 876 nucleotides. RefSeq lists its product as uncharacterized. The coding region runs from base 1 to 876 and encodes 291 amino acids. Gene Ontology annotation, molecular function: zinc ion binding; nucleic acid binding. The transcript has 3 exons. The record is from RefSeq and is a predicted model, not a curated record. Lineage: Eukaryota; Viridiplantae; Streptophyta; Magnoliopsida; Fabales; Fabaceae.
AUGACUACUGUGGCUCUAUUGAAGAUUCAUACUUUUUUUGACUUGGUGAACAAGGCUAGAGUAGGGGAAGAGUAUGCCAAGACCGUGGCGGCAUCUAAGGACACUCAUGGAGGGAGCUCUAGCCAGGGGCGUGGUGGUUGCUUCAAUUGUGGGUUUCCUGGCCACAUUGCAAGGGAUUGCCCUCGUGGGAGGAAUCAAAAUGCAGGCCAGAGUCAGCAUCAAGGUCGAAUCUUUGCUGUGAAUGCCAAGGAUGCUUCCAAGGCGGAUCCGUUGAUGAGAGGUAUAUGUCUAAUUGGUGAUAAAUCCUUAGUUGUAUUAUAUGAUACUGGAGCUUCGCAUUCGUUUAUUUCGUUUGCUAAAGUUAGGGAAUUAGGCUUGAAAGUGUCAGAGUUACCUUUUGAUCUGCAUGUACAUACUCCGCAUCAAACAAUUAUGACUAGGUCAGGUUGUAGACAAGUAGGUUUCAAGCUUGAGGGUAGAGAUUUUAUGCAUGAUUUGAUCAGUUUACCAAUGGUGGGGCUAGAGACGAUUUUGGGAUUUGACUGGUUGUCGAGGAAUCGGGUUUUGCUGGAUUGCUUUGAAUGGAUAAUUCAGUUUAUGCCAGAAGGAGAGAAUGGGGCAGUGUGUUAUAUUCUGUUGGCUGCUAAUGCGUUGGGUGAUGCCCAGAACUUAGAUCAGAUUUUGGUGGUUAGAGAUUUUCCAAAAGUGUUCCCAGAAGAUAUCCCUGAGUUCCCACCUCAAAAGGAAAUUCAAUUUGCAAUUGAAUUGGUGCUAGGAGCUGGACCAGUGUCGAUUGUGCCGUAUAGAAUGGAUCUAAUAAAGCUGGCAGAGUUAAAGACUCAGUUGGAAGAGCUUUUGAAUAAGAAGUUCAUUUGA